Messenger RNA from Aspergillus chevalieri, 1515 nucleotides. RefSeq names its product allantoinase alX. The transcript is spliced from 2 exons. Gene Ontology annotation, biological process: allantoin catabolic process; purine nucleobase catabolic process. NCBI's taxonomy places the organism in Eukaryota, Fungi, Ascomycota, Eurotiomycetes, Eurotiales, Aspergillaceae. Gene Ontology annotation, cellular component: cytoplasm. The record is from RefSeq and is a predicted model, not a curated record. Bases 1 to 1515 code for a protein of 504 amino acids. Gene Ontology annotation, molecular function: allantoinase activity; zinc ion binding; cobalt ion binding.
AUGGCCUCAACUACAACCACAACCACCGCCAUGGACACCAUCGCCGUCGUGACCUCGUCUCGAGCUGUGAUUUCCGGCCGUCUGACUUCAGCCACCAUUGUCAUCUCUCGUCGCACUGGCAAGAUCACUGCUGUCUUUGACUCGGUCAUUCCCGCCAACGAAUUCCCCGAGGGAACACCGUAUACCGACUAUUCGCCCCAUGUUCUGCUUCCCGGCUUGGUCGAUGCCCAUGUCCACCUCAACGAACCCGGCCGUACUGAAUGGGAGGGAUUCUAUACUGGUACCCAGGCUGCGGCCUUCGGAGGCGUCACCACCGUCAUCGACAUGCCUCUGAACGCCAUCCCGCCGACAACAACUGUUCCCGCCUUCAAGGAGAAGCUCCAGGCCGCUGAGGGCAAGUGCUGGGUUGAUGUUGGCUUCUAUGGCGGCAUUAUCCCUGGGAAUGCUUCCGAGCUCAAGGCCCUUGUCCAUGAAGGCAUUCGCGGCUUCAAAGGCUUCCUCUGUGACAGCGGUGUUGAAGAGUUUCCGAUGGUAACUUCCGAGGAUAUCAAGAAGGCGAUGAUUGAAUUAGCAGAUGAACCUACCACCCUCAUGUUCCACGCGGAGAUGCAACCGCACGAUAAAUGCCAAGGAACCGGGACACAACACGAGGAAUCCGGACCUGUCGAAGCAUAUUCAACGUUCCUGGCAUCCAGACCAUCCUCUUGGGAGACCGGUGCUGUCGAAGAGAUUCUUUCCCUGGCCCAUCUCGCCCCCAAGCUUAACCUGCACAUCGUUCACUUAUCUGCCAUGGAGGCCAUUCCACUUUUGCGCAAGGCUCGUUCCCAAGGCAUCCCCAUCACAGCAGAAACCUGCUUCCACUAUCUUUCCUUGGCCGCAGAGGAGAUCCGGGACGGAGACACCCGCCACAAAUGUUGCCCACCGAUCCGCUCCCAGCUGAACCAGGACGCUCUCUGGACCGAACUGGAACGCCACGGGGACGACGAAGGCGUCAUCAAAACCGUUGUCUCGGAUCACUCGCCCUGCACACCCGAUCUCAAACACCUCCCCGCGCACAUUCCUCCAGGAGAUGCCGACAGCGCACACAACGGCAGCUUCUUCUCCGCCUGGGGUGGUAUCUCUUCCGUAGGUCUGGGCCUUCCCAUCCUCUGGACAGAACUCAGCCGCCGUAACGGUCUCACCUCCGCACCCGACGACGCCAACACCAAGCGUGCUCUCCAGGAUAUCGUGCGUCUCUGCUGCGCCAACACCGCCGCCCAGGUCGGUCUGCAGUCACGAAAGGGUGAUCUGGUCCCCGGUUACGACGCGGAUAUCUGCGUCUUCGACGACACUGCUGAAUGGCUCGUCGAACCGAACACCAUGCUUUUCCGCAACAAGUGCUCGCCAUACCAGGGCCGUGUUCUUCGCGGAAUGGUCCGCGAAACCUGGCUUCGCGGUGAAAAGAUCUUCAGUCGGGAUGCGGGGUUCAGUAACAAGACUCCUUCGGGCAGUCUCCUAUUGGAGAAACGGGUUUGA